GAGCAGACACUAACCGAGGUAAAUUCAAAAGGACAAGACAGUGGUAUUUUGUGGGCCCUCCAGGGCAUGGCACGGGUGCGGAUCUACCUACGAGUAGCCCUCCAGUGGUCCGAGAGAAAAAGUUCGGGUACAAGUACCUGACCCAUGCAAACGGCACCUCCUUGGGCACUCAAAUUGACCCUUGUGAGCCAACGGGUACCUGCAGCGAAAUACCCAGGCGGAUCCGGGGCUUGGUCGAGCUCGGUGGAAUACAUGGCUAUAGCCGUAUAGAGACUAUCCAAAAUGAUCCGGUGUAUGGUCGACUUAUACUGCCUAAGCCCCAUUCAACGCUGCUACCACUUUACCGACGCUAUCCUGAUACUCAGAUCCCGUCCUA
Messenger RNA from Acaulospora colombiana, 376 nucleotides. Lineage: Eukaryota; Fungi; Glomeromycota; Glomeromycetes; Diversisporales; Acaulosporaceae. The record is from the annotation of a GenBank genome assembly.